GUCUGCAACCGGAGUGGAGAUGCAGCCACCUCCGCGAAAAGUGAAGCCGGUCCAGGAGGUGAAGCUUCGCUUCCUGGAGCAGCUGAACAUCUUACAGAGCCGGCAGCAGAGAGAGGCCGACCUGCUGGAGGACAUCAGAUCUUACAGUAAACAACGAGCCGCCAUUGAAAGGGAAUAUGGACAGGCAUUACAAAAAUUGGCUGGGCCAUUCCUGAAGAAAGAGGGACAUCGGGGCUUGGAGACUGAUGGCAGAACUGUGUUUAGUGCCUGGAGAUGCCUGCUGGAGGGCACCAUGGCUGGAGGCCAGACCCGGGUUCUCGCCGCUGACCGAUACCGAGACUUGGCAGGGGGCACAGGGCGAAGUGCCAAGGAGCAGCUGCUGAGGAAGGGUGCUGAGCAGUUGCAGCGGGCCCAGGCUGAAGUGCUGGAGUCUGUAAGAGAGCUGAGUCGGAGCCGGAAGCUCUAUGGGCAGCGAGAGAGAGUGUGGAGCCUGGUUCAGGAAAAGGCUGCUGACGUCCAAGCCAGGCUAAAUCGUAGUGACCACGGUUUGUUUCAUACUCGGACCAGCCUUCAGAAACUUAGUCUCAAGCUGUCAACCCAAUCAGCCCAGUACUCCCAGCAAUUGAGUGCUGCCCGGAAUGAAUAUCUGCUUAGUUUGGCAAGCACCAAUGCCCACCUUGGGCAUUAUUACCAAGAAGAGCUGCCUGCCCUGCUCAAGGGCUUGGUUGGGGACCUGUCUGAGCAGCUGGGUGACCCUUUGGCCAUGUUGAGUCGCACUGAACUGGAAGCUGCACAACAGGAGCUGGAACAAGCCCAGCGUGGGGGGCAGGUGAUUGCUCAGGUAAGCUGGCAACAAGAGUUGCUGCACUUUCUCCAAGAGCCUGGAGUAUUCUCCCCCACACCACUACAGCAAUUUCAGCCAAUGGGAGCUGACCAGCCUCUGCCCCUGGAAAGAGAGACCGAGAGACACACAAGAGAUAGAGAGAAGAAAGAAAAAAGAUACAGAGAGGAAAGACAGAGCCAGAAAGAUGGAGAAGAGGGAAUGGAAGAUGAUCAAGCUAGAGGAAGUGGAGGCAUUGUACCCCUCCUAACAAUGCCUGCCCAUGCCCAGGUGUAUGUGCUGGAGCUAGAAGGAGGCUCAGGAGGCACUGCUGGAGAGAGUGGCCUGAAGAAGGAGGCUCAGCACUGGGCCAACAGAGCUGCACGGGAUUACAAAGUUCAGAGUCAUGGACAGAGGGUGCUACAGCGGUUAGAACUAAAAAGGCAGCAGGCUCCAGAACGGGAGCUCUCAGGAGUGGAGCUUCGACUUCAGGAAGUUAAAGAGAGCAUUCGUCGUGCUCAGGUAAGCCAGGUGAAGGGGGCUGCUCGGCUGGCUGUGCUGCAAGGGGCUGGGCUGGAUAUAGAGCAGUGGCUUCGGCCAGCCAUGACUCAGGCCCAGGAAGAGCUGGAGCAGGAGAGGCGGCUCAGUGAGGCCCGACUGUCCCAGAAAGGGGACCUUUCUCCCACGGCAGAGGAUGCAGAACUGUCAGACUUUGAGGACUGUGAGGAGGGGGGGGAGCUGUUUCAAGAGCCAGCACCCCCAACCCUCCCCACUAGGUCCCUCCCUUGUCCAGCACAUGUUGUCUUUGGCUAUAAGGCCGGGCGGGAGGACGAGUUGACCAUCACGGAGGGGGAGUGGCUGGAAGUCGUGGAGGAUGGGGAUGCAGACGAGUGGGUCAAGGCUCGGAACCAGCAUGGUGUGGUGGGCUAUGUCCCAGAGCGGUACCUUGACUUCCCAGACCUUGUUACUCCUCAAGAGGGUCACCACAGUGACAACCCCCUUGGGGAGAAUUCCACAGUGUGCCUGGCCCGUGCCCUGUACAGCUACACAGGGCAGAGUGCUGAGGAGCUGAGCUUUCCAGAGGGGGCACUGAUCAGGCUGCUGCCCCGUGCCCAGGGUGGUGUGGAUGAUGGCUUUUGGAGGGGAGAGUUUGGGGGCCAAGUUGGAGUUUUCCCCUCCCUGUUGGUCGAGGAGUUGUUGGGCCCCCCAGGAUCCCUAGACGCCCCAGUCCAAGAACAGAUGCUCCCAUCCCCAUCCCCGCCAAGCUUCUCUCCUCCAGCUCCCAUCCCUGCUGCUGAUAGGACUGCAGGAGCUCUGUCUGAGGACCACCCACUGGAUUGCCUUGGCCCAGUAGAUCCAUCAGCCCCUCGUCUCCGGCCGCUUCGCCCACCUCCACCUCCACCCACCAAAAUUCUGGAGCCUGAGAGAUUGGAACCCCUCACCUGAGCCCAAGGGGGAGUCUUAGCCUCUUCCUUAGUGAUGCCUCCCAACUGUCAAGUGGCUGCCAUCAGAGAAAGUGUAUGAUGACCUUUCCCCAACCUCAUCUCCCCUCCUGGAAGCCAAGGGUGGGGCAGGGCCCGAGGACACUUAGGCGAUAUGGAUGGGCCAGGUUUACUGUGUUUCAGGUUGCCUUCUUGUGGCUGUGGCCACUUGUGACUUGUCCCACCUCUCAUCUCCCACCUCCCUCCCUCUCCCCUCCCCAGCCCCCAGUAGGUUGAGUGGUUGGGUGGGUGGGGGUGGGGGGUUAGAAAGCGUGGGAACCAGUGUGCAUAUCCGCUGUAAUAGUCUGAGCUGAUUUAUUGACAGUGCAAUAAAGGGGCAAAGAGCCCAAGCCAG
Gracilinanus agilis (Agile Gracile Mouse Opossum) is the source of this 2656-nucleotide messenger RNA. RefSeq names its product FCH and double SH3 domains 1 (gene FCHSD1). Gene Ontology annotation, molecular function: protein binding. The coding region runs from base 20 to 2266 and encodes 748 amino acids. The transcript has 20 exons. Gene Ontology annotation, cellular component: neuromuscular junction; recycling endosome. Gene Ontology annotation, biological process: regulation of actin filament polymerization; neuromuscular synaptic transmission. The record is from RefSeq and is a predicted model, not a curated record. Lineage: Eukaryota; Metazoa; Chordata; Mammalia; Didelphimorphia; Didelphidae.